AUGUCCAGCAUAAGAGAAGCACCCAAACCGCGAACCAGUCCUCGUACAACUGAAGACGACGGUACUUGGUUAUCGUCCGAAGGUCCAUAUCUCAAUCUAAUCAAACAGAGCUGCACUCGCCAGCCAAAUUUGGAGCUACCAGAUGGAAGAAACCGUGCAGUUUUACCAUGCGACAGACAGAAUAUUCGCGCCUCGCUUUUCGAAUUUGAGACCGAGAAUCAAAUCUCACCACCAACAAAGUUCCCUAAUUUUGUAGACCUACAGAAACAUUUCAAACAUCCUCGACCUAAUGCUUGUCGUCGCAUUUAUCUCGUCGAAGGACUCAACCCACAAGUCGUAGCUCUCUUGGGCGAAAGCCUUAACAUAGAUCCAAUCUUUUUUGUCACGCACGAACGAACUUCAACCUAUCUCCGAUGGCCCUACGAGCCCAACCUGGCUCCAUGUUUACCUUCACUUAUAGACGGGGGCCAAUCCUUCACAGCCAACUACUACGAUAUCAGAGCUCUGAGUGAACAGCUCGGCACAUUUAGUGUCGCUUGCGCAGAGUCUGGGAGAGAUGCGCUGAGGACAAAACUUGGCAAGGAAUGGGAGCCUACCGUCAUCCUUCACAGAAAAUGCUCCUUCUGGAAGACAACAUUUACCAACGAGGACGACUGGACUGCUUUAAUUCUUUGCGAUCCACCCUUCCGACAGGCUCAUAUAUGGCAAAAGCCAUCUAUCACACAAGACCCGUGGUCCUUAAAGACUAUUCAUUUCUCAGCACCACCGUUUCAAGGAGGAUAUGCCGACUUUAUCCCUCAUUCAUGGACUAUAAAUCGAGCAUCUGGUCCUCCCAGGGACAGCCUCUAUGAUGACAUGGUUCACUACUUGACGGAAUAUCACAAUGAUAUAUCGACCAAACUGUCUGAACUAGACUUUACUGUGUUUGCCAAAAAGAUCAUUGCCUCCCAUUUUUUGCUUCUUAUAGAAUAUCACGAAGCUCUCCUCUCAACCAUGGCAUUUCCGCUUCAGCGCAAAGACAAUUUCGCUAAUAUUGAAACAACAUCACUUGAAAGCUCAUGGAGCAACAUUCAGCAGCUCUGUAGUCGAAUCGACAGAUAUAUCAAGGAUGUAUCGCAUAUAAUGCUGCAAUUACAUAUAUCAUUUGACAACCCAUGCGUGCCAAGCACACAUACCAACUCCUAUGCCAAAUGGGCUCAGAGCGAGUCUGAUUUUCAGUACAUUUACAUGAAAUUGCAAUCCCUCAGAGAAAAGUCAGAAUUCCUGAGUUCUUCACUUACAGGAGUGACGGGCAUCAAUGGAGCUGCGAGGUCUAUUCGUGAAGCCAAGACCAUCAAAACUUUUACCAUUGUGGCACUCAUUUUCAUUCCUCUUUCUUUUUCGACGAGUUUGUUCAGCAUGUCGGAUCGGUAUUUACCUGGAGAAAAGAACUUUGGAGUUUUCUUUGCUGUUGCACUUCCGCUCGUUCUGGCGCUUGGAGACGUUUACGACUAG
Fusarium poae is the source of this 1494-nucleotide messenger RNA. RefSeq lists its product as uncharacterized. The record is from RefSeq and is a predicted model, not a curated record. The transcript has 3 exons. The coding region runs from base 1 to 1494 and encodes 497 amino acids. Gene Ontology annotation, biological process: transmembrane transport; metal ion transport. Gene Ontology annotation, cellular component: membrane. Gene Ontology annotation, molecular function: metal ion transmembrane transporter activity. NCBI's taxonomy places the organism in Eukaryota, Fungi, Ascomycota, Sordariomycetes, Hypocreales, Nectriaceae.